AUGCUUUUGCUGUGUGAUCUCAACGAAUAUCGAAAAUGUGUUUCUCAAUGGCGACUCGAAGCCACAGCUUCGAGACAAUUCGAAAGCCUGCAUGCCUUGGCAAACCUCCUUGUGGUACUGCCAGAGAAUCUUGCCGAUGCUGCUCAUAGUCCAAUGCUGAUAUUGAAAAUACGAAGGAUUUUUUAUUUUCUUGUCAUCCGCCUCACUUUUACAGCCCAUAAAAUGUCGGAAGCGCUGAAACUGAAGGAAGAAGGCAAUACAUGCUUUCGAGAGAAACGCUAUCAUAAAGCUAUUGAACUGUACACACAGAGCCUGCAGCUGGAACAGUCAGCCACUGUUCUUGCUAAUCGAGCCCAGUCCUACCUAAACCUCGAAGAAUGGGCAAAAGCUCUCAUGGACUGCAAUCGAGCGCUUGAACUUGACGCAAACAUGGGCAAAGUUCUUUACAGGAGAGCUCACGCCCUCGAGAAAGUUGGCCUAAAGGCAUCUGCUCGCAAAGACCUUGAACGUUGUUUGAAGGUUGCCCCAAACUCCGCUGCUGAAACAAUGUUGAAAAAUCUCGCGAAUCAGUCUGAUGCUGAAGUGAUUGAAGUGCCAUGUGUAGAAAAAGGUGAUGAGAUACGUUCUGACUCGGAGUUCGUCGAAAUCAUGAUUGAUUUGCCGCGAAAAGAUGGGCAAACAGAACCGGGAAAGGAGGUUCAUGAGACUAAGGAAACGAACGACGAAAGCCUAGCGGAGGAACAAGUACCUGUCCAUUUUGCUGUGCCAACCUCUCUGCGGCAGUUCUCAAAGGAUUAUCGGGAGAUGGAAAGAUUGCCACCCGAAAAUUUUGCGAAAUAUUUCUUGGUGAGCUAG
Cylicostephanus goldi is the source of this 855-nucleotide messenger RNA. NCBI's taxonomy places the organism in Eukaryota, Metazoa, Nematoda, Chromadorea, Rhabditida, Strongylidae. The record is from the annotation of a GenBank genome assembly.